GUUGGGUUUCUCUCUAUCUAUAUAAACCAAUUCAAGUUCCAUACCUCUCCACAACCAUAAGUCCUUCACAUCCCAAAACCUGAAAACUGAAAUCACAAAGCAACUUACAGACCCAGCAAACUGCAUUUUCAUUCUUCAAACGUCAUCAUUUUUUGUUGAAAAUGGUGUCUUACGAGUAUGUUUUGGGUGGGGGGUAUUGGUUUCACUGCUGGGCUCUGUUUUCUUCAUGAUCAUCAGCACUACUUUGGGUGGAAAGAAACCAUGCAAGGCUUCAAAGGGAGGUGUAAAAAGUAAUGAUGGGUUUGGGAACAGUGCGUUUCAGCCGGAAAUGGAGAUGAAAAGUACCGAUGUCGUCAUUGUCGGUGCCGGAUCUGCCGGUGCAGCUUUUGCUUACACUCUUGCCAGGGAAGGUCGUCGUGUACAUGUCAUCGAAAGAGACUUGACUGAGCCAGACAGAAUUGUUGGUGAGCUGUUGCAGCCUGGGGGUUAUCUCAAGUUGAUUGAGUUGGGUUUCGAGGAUUGUGCAAAUGAGUCCAUUGACGCUCAGAAGGUGUUUGGCUAUGCGCUUUACAAAGAUGGCAAGGAUACCAAACUGACUUAUCCCUUGGAGAAAUAUAAUUCAGAUGUGGCCGGGAGAAGUUUCCACAAUGGGCGUUUCAUCCAAAGAAUGCGUGAAAAAGCUAUGACUCUUUCAAAUGUAAAAUUGGAACAAGGAUCAGUGACAACACUAAUAGAGGAAAAGGGCAUUGUCAAAGGGGUGAUUUACAAGAACAAGGCUGGAGAGGAGAUGAGAACAUAUGCUCCACUAACAAUCUUGUGUGAUGGCUGCUUUUCAAAUCUGCGCAAGUCUCUCAGUGCACCAAAGGUUGAAAGUCCCUCUUGUUUUGUUGGUUUGAUCUUGGAGAACUGUGACCUUCCACACUCAAAUCAUGGACAUGUGAUUUUGGGAGACCCUUCACCCAUACUCUUGUAUCCUAUCAGUAGCACCGAGGUUCGUUGUCUGGUGGAUGUACCUGGAACAAAAGUACCUUCAAUAGCUAGUGGUGAAAUGGCAAACUAUUUGAAAACUGUGGUGGCUCCUCAGAUUCCCCCACAACUGCACAAUGCUUUUAUGGCCGCAGUAGAGAAGGGAAACAUCAGAACAAUGCAAAACAAAAGCAUGGCUGCUAAUCCUGUCCCUGCUCCUGGUGCAAUUUUAUUAGGGGAUGCAUUCAACAUGAGGCAUCCUUUAACAGGAGGAGGAAUGACCGUUGCUCUUUCAGACAUUGUUCUUCUCCGUUAUCUUCUUAGACCCAUACGUGAUCUCCAUGAUGCACCUGCUUUGUGCAAUUACCUUGAAUCAUUGUACACACAGCGCAAGCCUGUGUCAUCUACCAUAAACACAUUGGCAGGUGCUUUGUACAAGGUGUUUUGUGCAUCACCGGAUCCAGCAAGACAGGAAAUGUGUGAAGCAUGUUUUGGCUAUUUGAGCUUUGGAGGUAUCUGUUCAUAUGGACCAGUUCUCCUCUCUGGUCUUAACCCUCAGCCAAUACACUUGUUUCUCCAUUUCUUUGCUAUUGCUAUAUAUGGUGUCGGCCGCUUAAUGCUUCCGUUCCCUUCACCUAAACGCAUGUGGCUCGGGUUUCGAUUGAUCUUGAGUGCAUCAGGCAUCAUAUUCCCCAUUAUAAAGGGUGAAGGAGUUAGACAGAUGUUCUUUCCUGCCACAGUACCAGCAUUUUACAGAUCUCCUCCUGUUCAUUGAAGAAAUGGAAACUAGUACAUAUCUAGAGAAAAAACAAAUGUUAGCCAGAUUGUUUUGUUUUAUUGAUUUGAUAAACCAAUUUGCAACUAAUAUAAAUCAGUAUUCCACCCAAAAAGUAAAGAUCAAAGGGGGGAUCAAUG
Rosa chinensis is the source of this 1881-nucleotide messenger RNA. Its product is annotated as squalene monooxygenase SE1. Gene Ontology annotation, biological process: sterol biosynthetic process. Lineage: Eukaryota; Viridiplantae; Streptophyta; Magnoliopsida; Rosales; Rosaceae. Gene Ontology annotation, molecular function: flavin adenine dinucleotide binding; squalene monooxygenase activity. The record is from RefSeq and is a predicted model, not a curated record. Gene Ontology annotation, cellular component: endoplasmic reticulum; membrane.